Molecule: messenger RNA, 1942 nt
Organism: Harmonia axyridis
Lineage: Eukaryota; Metazoa; Arthropoda; Insecta; Coleoptera; Coccinellidae
Gene: Rh50
Product: ammonium transporter Rh type B
Exons: 7
Coding region: 238-1605 (455 amino acids)
Biological process (GO): ammonium homeostasis; ammonium transmembrane transport
Cellular component (GO): plasma membrane
Molecular function (GO): ammonium channel activity
Source: RefSeq, a predicted model, not a curated record
UGAGCUCGUAUUGUACAUCCUUCAGGAACGUCUCACUGAUAGUUAAUUCAGGAAGACUAACUACCAGCAAUUGAGGUAGUUCGUGCUGGAGUUUCAUUACCUGGAAAAACAAUUUUUAGUGGAUACUCCUCAAUAAUGCAGAUGUUGACUGAUGAAGAUGACCCACCUAUCUUUACGUGUGAUAUUUUCAUCACGUAAGUACCUAUAGACAUAACGAGAUACUAAUUCUUCAGAAAAAUGGUCUCGAAAAAAUUCGCUAUAAUAAUCACCUUGCAGUUUGUUUUGUUCAUCCUCUUCCUCAUCCUGGGAAAAUACGAUGAAGAUUAUAAUGUGGACGAUUAUCCUUUAUUCCAAGAUAUUCAUGUUAUGGUUUUCAUUGGAUUUGGAUUCCUGAUGACAUUCUUGAAAAGAUACGCAUUCAGUUCCUUAGGAUUUAAUUUUCUCCUAGGAGCAAUAAUGGUACAAUGGUCUAUUCUAUGUCUAGGAUUUUAUAAUUUGAACGAGCAUCAGCAAAUUCCAAUCAAUCUGAAAAGUUUGUUUACCGCAGACAUAUCGUCAUGUUCUGUAUUGAUAUCGAUGGGAGUCAUCUUAGGGACUACCACAUAUUUACAACUCUUGAUGAUGGGAUUAGUAGAAAUUAUUUUCUUCUCACUCAAUAACCAUAUUAAUUCAGAUUUGAUAAAGGCUUGUGAUACAGGAGGUUCUGUGGUGCUACAUACUUUUGGUGCGUACUUCGGUAUGGGUGUCAGUUUAAUAAUUGGAAGAGGGAAAAUAAUAGAAAGCAAAUAUGAAUGUUCUAGAUACACCUCAGACAUAUUUGCUAUGAUUGGUACCAUAUUCUUGUGGCUCUAUUGGCCAAGCUUCAACAGUAUAUCAUUACAACAAGACCUAAAAUUCAGAGCCAUAAUCAAUACUUAUCUAUCAUUGGCCUCAAGUUGCGUUACAACUUUCGCUGUUUCUUCCUGGUUCAAUGAUGAUGGUAAGCUGGAAAUGGUGCAUAUCCAGAAUGCUACUUUGGCAGGAGGUGUAGCAAUAGGUUCCUCUGCCAGCCUUUUGAUUCAGCCUUACGGAGCUGUACUGGUUGGGAUUAUAGCUGGAAUCAUAUCUGUAGUCGGAUAUAGAAAACUGACGCCAUGGUUGGACAACAAAUGGAACAUUCACGAUACCUGUGGUGUACACAAUCUACACGGCCUGCCAGGAGUUUUGGGUGGUUUGAUAGGUGCUUUCAUGGCUUGCUUGGCAACUGAAGAAGAUUAUGGUAAUUCCUUAUACGAAUUAUAUCCAGCAAGAUCUAAGAUUUUUCGUGAAGAAACCAUAAAUUCAACCGUUGGAUUGAGCAAAGAAAAUGUGGAUGGAAGAAGUGCUAUGACUCAGACUGGAUUUCAAAUGUUAUCUAUUAUGGUAACAGUUUUAUUUGCGUCGAUAUCUGGCAUUGUAACAGGAAUUUUUAUGAAUCUCAGAAGUUCGGAAUUGAGCUCCGAUGAAUUUUUUAUGGACAUACCGUUCUGGAAACUGGAUGGAGAUGGAGAUCAUGCAGAUACUAUAGAAGUGAUGCCUACAGCUAUGUCCCAUCAUUUACGAAGACAUAUUGAGAAAAUUAUAUAGAACUUUUCAUUUAUGUGAUGGUUAUAGGUAUUGAUAAGGUAGCUAGGCAAUUUUGUUUUUGGAUUGAUUCAAAAAGCUCCAUUUGGAUCAAACUUAAAAAUAAUAAAAUAUAGCUCUAGGAUAACUACAUGCCAGAAGUCGACUAAGAGUCCUCUAAUUUUUGAUUGAAAUAAAACAAUGAUUCUCUCCAGAAAAUUUUCCAUAUGGAUAAUUUAGUCAAUUUCAUACUUCUAGUAGUUGUUGUUUAUUCUUGAGAAAGUAUAUAGUGUUUUAUGAGGCAAACUAAAAAAGCAGAAAACAAUAUUGCUUCUGGGAAGCACAUAGUUAUCAAUACCUC